ACGGCGCCUGCACUCCUGCCCAGCGGGGGCGGGGACUCGUGUCCGCGAGAGCAGGAGCAGGGGUGUGGACGCCCCCAAGGCGGGGCCAGAUCCGGAAGCUGACGGGUUGUUGUCGGGGUCUGAAGACGGAGCCCCUCUCUCUGCUGAACCUGACUGCGAAGAUGGAGGAGGCUCAGCGGGAGCUCUUCCAGCGGCACCGGCUGCGCCUGGUGAAGGAGCUGCAGGUGGAGCCGCUGUGGGAUCUGAUGCUGGACCGGGAGCUGUUCACUCGCGACAUGAUUGAAGACAUCCAGAGUGCUGGUACUCGCAGAGAUCAGGCUAGACAGUUGAUCACAGAUCUUCAGACUAGAGGGAAGCAAGCACUUCCCAUCUUCAUUUCUUGCCUGGAAGACACUGACCAAUGGGCUCUAGCAGCUCUCCUCCGUGAAGGUAACACAACCCAGCAACUGGAAACUGUUGACAUCGAACCAGUUGAGAUGAACAGAUCUGAGGGAGCAAGUGGCACACAGGAGAAGCUUCCCAUAAAAUCAGUGGAACCAGGCUCUCCCAGCAAGAAAGAAGAACAAAAAGAACAAGGAACAUCAUCCUUGGGUGUCGGAGAGGGUGCUGUGGGGCCUCCACAGGCCAGAGGUGGGAGAAAUCCUGCUCUGGUUGGACAGGUGUAUCCUCUGACCUCAGACCCAUGUGGCUACUGCCUCAUCAUCAACAAUGUGGACUUCAGUGCUGCUUCAGGCCUUUCUGUCCGAACAGGCUCCAACAUUGACUGUGAAAAGAUGCAGAAACGCUUCCAAGCACUGCAUUUUGCUGUGGAGGUCGAGUGGAAUCUGACUGCAAAGGCGAUGGGAACAACCUUGCAGCACCUGGCCCAGAGGGACCACAGCGCCCUGGACUGCUGCGUGGUGGUCAUUCUGUCUCAUGGGCGUCAGGCCAGUCACAUCCAGUUUCCUGGAGCCAUCUGCGGCACGGACGGAGGCUCCAUUUCAGUCGAGAAGAUUGUGAACUUCUUCAGUGGAUCCAGAUGCCCCAGCCUGGGAGGGAAACCCAAGCUUUUCUUUAUCCAGGCCUGUGGCGGCGAUCAGAAAGACCAUGGAUUUCAGGUGUGUUUCAAUACUAUUGAGGACAACUUCUUUAUUGAGGCAGACGCCACCCCUUUUCAGACCAACUUUGAUCAACCAGAUGCUGUGGCCAACUUACCGACCCCGAGUGACAUCUUGGUGUCCUAUUCCACAUUUCCUGGGUUCGUCUCCUGGAGGGAUAAGAAGAUUGGUUCAUGGUACAUAGAAACCCUGGAUAGAAUCUUGGGGGAAUGGGCAGAUACUGAAGACUUACUGAGUAUCCUUCUCAUGGUGUCUAAUGCCGUAUCCUCCAAAGGGAUAUUCAAACAGAUUCCUGGUUGUUUUAAUUUCCUCCGGAAGAGAUUUUUCUUUAAAACCAAGUAAGAGGGGCAGCUAGUUGGUGCAGUGGAUAGAGUGCCGGCCCUGAAGUCAGGAGGACCUGAAUUCAAAUUCGGCCUCAGCCACUUAGCACUUCCUAGCUGUGUGACCUUGGUUAUGUCACUUAACCCUAAUUGUUUCAGCAAGAAAAAAAAGAAAAAAAAAAACAAAAAAAUUUCAAAAAAAAAAAAAAAAAAACCCUAAGUGAGAAUGAGCCUGCUUUUCUUUCUCCCUACCUGGAAAUUCUCCUUUCUUUCUACCUGGAAACAGCUGCAGGUAAAGGCUCUGGGCUUUCCUGCCUAGGAAACCAUGUCCUCUGGUUUGCUACGAAUCCUGGAGCCGUUGGAGAUGAAGCUUCCGGGCCUUUGCCCCACCAACAGCAACAGGUUCAUUGAUGGCAAAGCUAGUGACUAACAGGAGUGGAGGAAGAACGGGGCCAUCUACAUUUCUGCCCAUCCUCCUGAGGCUGGCUAGCUUGAUGACUUGGUUUCUUUGAAAUUAUUGGUUGCAAUCACCUAAGGAAAUCUCAGCUCCUCAAGAAGUAAGAUGGGUGGCAAGAUCCAAGAAAAUGGAAAUUUCUAAUCUUGAAAAAGACUUUAGAAGUUGUUUGUUGUUUCUACUGUUUGUGAUUUUCAUAAAAAGAGUUCCUUUAUAAAUCCUGAUUCUUUAUUUAUUUUGCCAUUUGGACUAUUUGCUUUUUCCUCAGGCUUCUAUGGCCUGUGCUAAUUUUCACAAAGGCUUUUCCUCAUAUCUGUUAUCAAGCUGAAUGUUCAUCCCCAUUUAACAUAUGAGACAAUGAAAACCCAGAGAAAUGAAGUGGCUUGGACUUUUUAUGGUUGCCAAAAUGUUUUCACAUAAAUUGUCUUAUAUUUCUUACCACAAGACUGUGAGAGGGGAAUGUAAAGGAUUGUCUUUUUCAUUUGAUAAAGAGAGAAAUGCAAAAUGGGGAAAAGAUCACAGAAUGAAGAGGAGCAGGCAUAAAACUCAGCUUUUCAUUUUCCGCCUCAGUUCUUUUGUACAACCUGUGCCUGACCUGAAGCCUGCAGAUCUCUUGAUCAAGGCUGUGUCAGGAGGCCUUGAUGGAUUUGAAGACCUCAUGGGUGGGGGUGUCCAUAAGAUACAGAUACCUGCUCCUGGGUAGGCAUUGUCUGUAUAGGUAGAAGUCCAAGAGUAGAAAAAAAUAUAAUUACACCUAGAUCUGCAGAAAAAAAAAAGUGAAUUGGCCAAAAGAACUCCAAGAAUAGAAAAAAUAAAGAGCCAAAACAAGAGAUAAAAGAAUUAAGUAAAAUUAAGUUUGAAUAAGCUUAAAUAAAUUAAACUGGAAGAAAUAAUUUAAAAGAUGAAAAAAACUUACUGUAGUAGCAGAUAUACUUAAAAGAGAAUUGAGGGAAAAAAAUUAAAAAGUUUAGUUUGUUAAUUAAAGUUUAUUAAUUAAACAUGAAUGUAAGUCUAUUAAAAUUAAGUUUAUUUCUUAAUAACAGGAAUAUACAGAUAUAGCCAAAGGAUUGAAAAGUUGGUAUUCAUGAUGUUUCUACAUCAAAAACAGUUGAUCUGCAAAAAAUAAAAUAAAGACAAUUAAAGUAUUAUUGAACUCCUAGAAAAAACAUUACCAAACAGAAACUCUAGGUGUCAUAUUUCAAUAAAACAAUAAAAGAAAAAUACCCUGAAUUAUUAGAUCCUGAGCGCAAAAUGAAAAUUGAAGUUAUCCACAGGUCACUAUCUGAAAGAAAUUCCAAAUUUGACACGUCUGGAAAUGUGAUAGCAAACUUUCAAAGUUUUUAGGUCAGAGAGGAAAAAAACUGCAAGGAAGAAAGCAAUCAAAUACUAAGGAACCAGUCAUGUUCAAACAAAAUUAUGUGUAUAGAAAAGGAAAGCUUGUAAUAUAAUACACCAAAAGGUAAAAGUUGUGCCUUUGGAUGUAGUACCUGCUUAUCUUUGCCUUUCAGAAUCCCUGUUCUACUUCAAGGCUCAGUUUAUGUGUUACUCCUUCUGUGAUCUCUUGAUAUCUAUCAGUUGGUAUUGCUGUCUCCUUCCUUACAUUUUCCUACAGCAUAUGCUUAUUUGUGAUUUUUCUCUUGUGCUUUACUUUUGUAAGUGUCAUUUAUUAGCUAUUGUGUUCUAUAGCUCAAAAGUGUUGGAGUGUUGGAAAUAAAAGUUAGAACUCUUGA
This is a messenger RNA of Antechinus flavipes (yellow-footed antechinus), 3601 nucleotides long. It is a transcript of the gene CASP9, whose product is annotated as caspase 9. The record is from RefSeq and is a predicted model, not a curated record. Gene Ontology annotation, biological process: proteolysis; regulation of apoptotic process. Gene Ontology annotation, molecular function: cysteine-type endopeptidase activity. Lineage: Eukaryota; Metazoa; Chordata; Mammalia; Dasyuromorphia; Dasyuridae. The transcript is spliced from 10 exons. Bases 162 to 1439 code for a protein of 425 amino acids.